GUUGACCAAAGAAGCGUCUCUAACGAACCUAGCAGUUAGACUGAUGACAAGUUGUAUUUAAUUUCGUUUUCAUUCGCUAUAACUAUCGUUUUACUUUGCUGAAAGUUAUAUAUCUAAAGACAUGGAAUCCUUCUCAAAAGAAGAGCUGAGGACAAAGAUCAUCAUAACAGAUGAUGGAAGAAACAUUUUAAGUCUGUUUCACCACAGUUUGUAUAAGUUACCUGCUGCUGUGCUGGAACUAAUUGAGUUGGAGGAACUUAACCUUCAAUGUAAUUUGCUUAAAACAAUACCUGAAAAUAUUACAAAAUUAAUUAAUCUUACUGGACUUGAUGUGACAGAUAACCAGCUUUUCAUGUUCCCUGUAAGUUUGACACAGCUGAAGAAACUCAAAUGGCUGAACAUCUCAUAUAACAAACUCACUGCAAUCCCCGAUGCUAUUGGUGAGAUGGGGGAAUUGGAGGGACUGGAUUUGAGUUUUAACCAGUUGUCUAUGUUAAGUAUGGGUAUGAAAAAGCUGAAGAAACUCAAUGUGUUGCAUGUGGAUGGGAAUCCUUUUACAGUUGAAGGAAUGAGAAGUGUUAUGGAGCUCAAGGAUAAGAUAAACAAAGUAUUUUCAGAUUUCCCAGCAUUUCAGUUUAUACCACGAGCAGAAGGACUAUUUUCAAAGCUGGCUUAUAGAAAGGCCUUGAAAGAUGGAUAUAUUAAGGUUUACCAUGGUCGAAUACUACUGGUCGGUCAGGAUCGCGCUGGUAAAACCAGUUUGAAGAAGAGUCUCUUAGGCCUUCCAUUUGACCCUAAAGAACAGAGUACUGAGGGGAUUGAAGUGGAUCCUUCAAAGUGUGAAAUAGGCGUUGACCAAGUUGCAAGGAACUGGCAUUCCAUUACCAGUGAGAAUAAACCGGGACUGCUUAUGGAAUGUUCUAAAGACAUAGCAAAGAUUAUGGCAGAGGAAAUGAUUAACAUGCCAGCUGAGAAACUGAUUAUGUCAGAAGAAAGUUCGAAAGAGGAAGAUUCAGAAGGAAGUUCAGGAGAAGAUUCAAAAGAGCAUUUAGAAGAAGAUACAGAUGACUGUUCAAGAGAAGAUUUUAAGAAAAAUUCAGCCCACAUUUCACCUGCAGACUUUGAAGAAGGAUCUUUUGAAGGUUACUUGUAUGACAGAAUAAAGGUUGAGAAUAAGGGAGAUUGCCUGUCAGUAGAUGUUUUCCACAACAGUGGCAUCGAACGUUCAGUGGAGUAUUGCAUGUUAGAUGAGCCAGAGGUAAUUAUUGAUGUUGCUCAACCUCUUGAUAUUGUGAGGCAUGUUCGACAGUGGUUAAGGUAUGCCCAAGGCAAGCCCAUCAAAAGUGAUUCAUUCACUGAAGAAUCUUAUGUUACAAUGGACAUUUGGGACUUUGCAGGACAGCAUAUGUACUAUGCCAGCCAUCCUAUCUUUCUAUCACAGCGAGCUCUCUACAUAUUGGUGCACAAUCUCAGCAAGCCUUUGGAUGCCCCAGCUGAGCCGUGCAUGAGACAAGGAAGUAACGUUGUGAAAUUGGAAAAUCCCAACAAUGAAACGAACAUGGAGAAUUUGCUUUCAUGGCUGGCUACAAUCCAUAGUGUUGCCCAAGCAACUGAUGUCAAUGACGAUGAUGCACAACACAAGCUGCCCUACCUGCGCCCCUUAGUGUUCAUUGUAGGCACACAUGCUGACAAACCAGUUGAAGACAUAGCAGUGAUAAAGAAACAAAUUCAGGAGAGAAUCUCUGGUAUGGAAUAUGAGAAGCAUGUAGUCAGACCCCUGUUCUGCAUUGACAACACAGAAUCACACAGGCCAAACUGGACUAAAUUGAAGAAAUUUAUACACAAGAGUAAAAAACAAAGAGGGAAACAUAAAAAAGCAAAGCAAGAAGGAUCAAAAGCAGAUGGAAUAACCGAAUUGCAGAACAAAAUCCUGGAAGUGUUACAGCAGGAACCCUAUAUGGGGGAGAAAAUACCAGUCAGAUGGUUUUUGUUCGAAAAGGUGAUUGAAGCUUUGGUGGCGAAACAGAUUUACCACAGAAAUCUAAAUCAACUUGAGCACUAUGCCAGAAAAGAGUGUUUCAUGGAAGAUGCAAAUGAAUUUGACUCCAUGAUCAGUUUCUACCAUGGCCUUGGGAUGAUAAUCAAGCACCGCAGUACAGUUGUUCUUAAGGCUCAGUGGCUGAUUGAUGUGUUCAAGCAGCUGAUAACGAUUCCACCUUUCAAUAAAGAGAAUGCCUUAUAUGCUAAGUACUGGCGAGAACUUGAAGGAACUGGCAUCCUCAGCAUGGAACAUGUUGAUCAUGUGUUCUCCAGCUGUAUUGGACCAGGUAUCAUCAAAGAAGACAUCUUGCACAUGAUGGAGCGGUUCGGUUUGAUCGCUAAGUUCUCAGUUUCCCCAACUGAUAUAAAGUACUUUGUACCAGCUCAACUUAAGUCAUCACCUGAAGAACUCUGUGAGAUGAAACCAUCAUUAAAUGAUCCAUGUCCCUUAUAUCUCCUCUUUGUCCAUGGCUUUGUCCCUCAUGGUCUCUUCUUGCAGGUUGUCUCACGAUCCAUUCGUUGGUGCUCGAAGUUAUGGCCCAUGCAUCAACCUACCCUGUUCCAAAAUGGAGCAUGGUUCAUCAUUGGGAAAGAUAUUCAUGAUUUUGUCCUCACCAGCAAAACAGGAUUUGUGAAGGUAGUAUUAAGACAAAGAACACCAAGUCAUCAGGUAAUAGCGCAGAACUCCGCCGAGCUAGCAAUUCGUGUUCGUAAAUUUAUUGAAGGCACCCUACAGGAUUUGUCACAAGAAAUGCCAUAUCUUAGAGGACUGAAGUAUAGAUUGUGUGUUGCAUGUCCUUACUGUCAUCAAGGGACAGAAGAACAACGUCGUCCAUGCUCCGAUCACGUGAAAACUACUUGCACACACGAGGACUGCUUCCACCUCAUUGAUGCAAAUGAAGGCCAAGCAGCAAUCUGUAAAAGAAAACUUGGGGACAAAGUACUUCCACUCUAUGGAUUGGAGAAAUGGUUAUUGAAAGGAAGGAGCCAGGGUUUGUCCACUUCAAAUUUAGCUGCUAGAUCACAUGGUAAAGCAAGUGAAAUCAGUCCAACGAGGUCUAAAACAGCAUUGAAGGUGACUCUCCUGGGCAGUGAGUGGAGUUCAUCGAUGGGAGGUUUGUCCACCAUAAACAGACACCUUGCUAUUAUGUUGGCCAAGCACUAUCAAUUGGAUGUCACCCUCCUAGUCCCACAGUUAGCCUGUUCCGAAGAAGAUAAAAGAACUGCAAGAAGCCACAAUGUUACCAUCCAAGAGGCUGAGAAACUUGCAGGCUUCAGUGACCCUCUUGACUGGUUGAGUUUCCCACCAAGAGACCUUGUCAUUGACUUUGUGCUGGGUCAUGGAGCUAAGCUUGGUAAGCAAGCCCAAGUUAUCAGAAAGUCUCACAGUUGCAAGUGGAUUCAGAUAGUGCACACUGCACCUGAAGAACUUGGAAUGCACAAAAACUAUCCUAAGGCUAUUUCCAGAGCUGAAGAGAAGAAUACAACUGAAGUGAACUUAUGUAAGUUGGCAGAUGCUAUUGUGGCAGUUGGACCGAAGUUAAAAGACAUCUUUUCCGCCCAGUUACGCUCAUGCAAGGGCCACAAAGAGAUCCUUCAACUGACUCCUGGAACUUUCCACGAGUUCUCCGACUUAGAACAAGCCCAAAAAGAGAGUAGCAAGUUCAAGGUACUGACUUUUGGCCGUGGUGAUCCAGAGGACUUUAGCCUUAAAGGCUACGAUAUCUCUGCCAGAGCAAUAGUUGAACUAAGAGACAGUUCUUACUGUCUGAUCUUCGUGGGUGCACCUGACGGGAAACAGGAUGAGGUUGCAGGGAAUUUGUUGAAGAGUGGAAUCCAGAAACGUCAACUGACUGUGAGGAAGUUCGUCCAAGGCAAAGAAAGACUAAAGGAAUUAUUUUGUGAAGUUGAUCUCUGCAUCAUGCCCUCCAGGACAGAAGGCUUCGGUUUAACAGCAUUAGAAGCUUUGUCAGCUGGCCUUCCUAUUCUUGUCAGUGGGAACUCAGGAUUUGGUGAAGCAUUGCGCACUGUUCAUUCAGGCAAAUCAUUUGUCGUGGAGUCUGAGGACCCCAAGGAAUGGGCAAAGGCAAUUGCUGCUGUUCGACAGAAGGAAAGAUCCGACCGACUUCAGGAGAUUCAACAACUGAGGACUUCCUAUGGAGAGAAGUUCAGUUGGGAGAAACAGUGUGACAUUCUUGUGGAUAAGAUGUGGGACAUGUUCUUUGCAUCGAAAAGAGAUGACACGAGAUUCAAAAUCAAGGAAGGGGACGUUUCUGAAACGACUUCUGAGCAAGUAACCUGUGAUUCGUUACUAUCUCUAAAUUCUCUGGAGCGAAUCUUUCAGAAUCUUCAGCAGAUGCAACUCGAUGCGAACAAAUUCAGUGACAGGAAAGAUCUUACUUUGGAGCUGAGAAAGAUUUCAUCACGCACGGGCUUCAAAAUAUCUGAAAAUCCAGGAUCAGGAAACUGCAUGUUCUAUGCCCUGUCAGAUCAGCUGGCAAUUCUUAAAGGAAUCAAAAUCCAACAUGGCGAAUUACGACAAACCUUGGUCCAGUUUCUCAAGGGAAACCCAAAACUACCGGAUGGAACAGAUCUGUUUCACUUUGUCCAUGGAUAUCAAACAUGGGCUGAAUACCUAACACACAUGGAACAAGAUGGCGCUUGGGGUGAUCACGUGAUUCUGUGUGCCGCGGCAAACUGCUAUGAAAUGUGUAUUCGUGUAGUCAGCAGUCUACCCCACAACAAUGAUGUAAUCAUUACGCCACAUUGUCCAGUUGACGAAAGCAAACCACUUGUGCUGGGACACAUUCAUGAAGUACACUAUGUCAGUCUUCAACCCAUCCAGUUAGUUAGUAAAUCAAUGUAGUCUUAGUUUGAUAGAACUGAUGUAUUUCUUUUCGCAAUUUAGUCAAUAAAUUCACGCUUUAACUUUAA
Messenger RNA from Stylophora pistillata, 4974 nucleotides. RefSeq lists its product as uncharacterized. NCBI's taxonomy places the organism in Eukaryota, Metazoa, Cnidaria, Anthozoa, Scleractinia, Pocilloporidae. The record is from RefSeq and is a predicted model, not a curated record. Gene Ontology annotation, molecular function: protein binding.